Staurois parvus is the source of this 485-nucleotide messenger RNA. Lineage: Eukaryota; Metazoa; Chordata; Amphibia; Anura; Ranidae. The record is from the annotation of a GenBank genome assembly.
CAGAUAUAGUGAAUGCGGGGUCCGGGGAGACCAGAUAUAGUGAAUGCGGGGUCCGGGGAGACCAAUAUAGUGAAUGCGGGGUUCGGGGAGGGUUCGGGUUCGGGGAGGCCGGAUAUAGUGAAUGCGGGGUUCGGGGAGGCCGGAUAUAGUGAAUGCAGGGUUGAAUGCGGGGGGAGGCCGGAUAUAGUGAAUGCGGGGUCCGGGGAGGCCGGAUAUAUAGUGAUAUGGGGUUCGGGGAGACCGGAUAUAGUGAAUGCGGGGUCCGGGGAGGCCGGAUAUAGUGAAUGCGGGGUCCGGGGAGACCGGAUAUAGUGAAUGCAGGAUCCGGGGAGACCAGAUAUAGUGAAUGCAGGAUGCGGGGUCCGGGGAGACCAGAUAUAGUGAAUGCAUGCGGGGUCCGGGGAGACCGGAUAUAGUGAAUGCAGGGUCCGGGGAGACCAGAUAUAGUGAAUGCCGGGGAGACCAGAUAUAGUGAAUGCAGGGUC